UUUUUUUGACAUUGAGGAGCGGCUUUAUGAUCUGGCAAUAAUUCUAAAAAUUUCUUUACGAUUGCCACAAACUAGUUAUCAAGCUACAUAAAUAAAAAAAGACCUCAUGGUUUUAUCUUUAUCUGCACAACUACAAGCAAAACGCACUAAAAUAUAUAAAUUGCCUUCAACUAUAUGCUCUACUAGGGGGCUAAUUUCACAGUUUCUUCAUGUAUCUGACAUUAUACAGACGUUUCAUCCUUACGUUUAUAAAAAUGAUUAAAACAUGGAUACUUUUAGGUCUACUCUCACCAAUCAUCGUAAUUGGCCAAGAUAAGUGCGAUAUAUGUCAGAAGCAGAGUAAUGUUGCUUGUUUUAAUGAAACAACAUUCUCCAUAUGUUUGGAAAAUACUACGAUACGUAUGUAUAUAGAAUGCCCCAAGAAUUAUCGAUGCACCGAUGGGACAUAUGUGUGCUAUCCUAAGGCAAGCAGUACAUCCGCUUGUGAGAUUAACGAUUCAACGACAACGACUUCGGUGACAACUCCGUCGAGCGACAUAUUAUCGUCAUCAGUCGGAACUACGGAGUCCACUACAACCACAGCAGCUCCCCGAGAUCCUACGGUUAUGUGCCAGGAAGUGCAGGCAACAGGAUUCUAUCAAAAUGAAUUGGAUUCAACUUGUGCAACUUAUGUCUAUUGUCGUCUGGUCAACAAUGCAUAUACAGCUACCGUCAGAGAUUGUCCUAGCAACCAAUGGUACGAUGCAACUAAAAAAUAUUGCAGUACUACAAAACCAGACACCUGUUCAUAAAUAAAUA
Molecule: messenger RNA, 798 nt
Organism: Drosophila willistoni
Lineage: Eukaryota; Metazoa; Arthropoda; Insecta; Diptera; Drosophilidae
Exons: 3
Coding region: 210-791 (193 amino acids)
Cellular component (GO): extracellular region
Molecular function (GO): chitin binding
Source: RefSeq, a predicted model, not a curated record